AUGUCAAACGCACCAGAGUUAUCGAAUGUUAGAGAUUUCCUCAAGAAAGUCAACCUACUUGAAUACUAUGGUCGUUUCGUGGCGGAGGGAUUUGAUGAUUUGACCUCGAUAAUGGAAGUCACAGAAGCCGAUCUAGAAGCGAUGGACGUAAAGCGAGGUCAUCGUAGGCGUCUACAGCGAGAAAUAGCAACCGUCAAAGGAUAUCCGCACAUUACUUCUCUCAGCUCAAUUGUCGGUACUGAUUCUUUGACAAACAAUCCAGCAUUCAGCAAUGAUAAUUCGCAGAUUCAAAACAUUCCUCUUCAGUCGAAACAGUUAUAUGUCAAUGAGACAUCAUUAAACAAUCAAAUUCAACCCGUUUCACUACCAAAACGUCAAGAAACACAAGCCAAUGGGCCACCACCAAAACCACCUGAACCCACGAGCAGCAAACGCAAGUAUCGAAGACAUCCCAAACGCGACAGACAUGCUCCAGUAAAACCAGCAUCUGCGUAUGUUAUGUUUGCGCAUCGCGUUCGUGAGCAAUACCAAGGACAAAACUUGUCUUUUCCUGAAAUGGCUAAAAUAGUUGGUGAGCGAUGGAAAAAUGUCCCUUCUGCCGAAAAGGAAGCAAUCGAGAAAGACGCUGCUGCUGCAAAGUCUAAAUAUUUGGCAGAGUUGGAAAUUUACAAGAACAGCGAUGCAUGGAAGCAAUAUCAAAUAUACCUCCGCCAAUUUUACGACAAUGACAAUGGCAAACCAGAUCGUGACAGAAAAAGAGCGCACACUUUACGCUUCAAAUCUGAGCGAUUCCCAGGCCCGGAACAUUCAACUUCCACAAACUUUCCCGCUACCCAAGCAACUCCCAUCAAUUAUCAGAGCAACAUCCCAAACAACGAAUGCAACGUAUUAAAUAACAGGUCGAAUUCUAUAUUUUCGUACCAGGCCGCAAAUUGCAACCAGCAUAAAGAAUGUACAAAUUUUCAUCCAGACGGUAGCCAUAACGGAAGAAGGAAAGACAGUAGCAACAAUCUCAAUACAAAUGCUAGUGCAAGUACGCCGACGUCUGAUAGUACCAUUUCUUCCAACGGCUCGGCUUCCACAACAAUAACGACAGCAACGACUUCUACUACAUCGACUACAUCGACUAUGCCCUCCAUGUUUCAAUCAAGACGCACAAAUGACAGCCGUGGUAAUUAA
Paraglomus brasilianum is the source of this 1179-nucleotide messenger RNA. NCBI's taxonomy places the organism in Eukaryota, Fungi, Glomeromycota, Glomeromycetes, Paraglomerales, Paraglomeraceae. The record is from the annotation of a GenBank genome assembly.